This is a messenger RNA of Linepithema humile (Argentine ant), 1269 nucleotides long. Its product is annotated as putative gustatory receptor 98a. Gene Ontology annotation, cellular component: membrane; axon; dendrite. The record is from RefSeq and is a predicted model, not a curated record. Gene Ontology annotation, biological process: chemosensory behavior; male courtship behavior; sensory perception of taste. NCBI's taxonomy places the organism in Eukaryota, Metazoa, Arthropoda, Insecta, Hymenoptera, Formicidae.
AUGUUCGGUCUGUUAUCGAAGUUUCAAGAACGAAUCAAGAAUAAAGUGCGGAAGAGAUGGCGAUGGCUGUUUCACGCCACGGAUUUUUAUUCUUUGAUGUUUCCUUGCUUCAUAUUCAGUCGCAUGUUAGGAAUAUUUCCGUACAAAUUCAACGGCUCGUCCUUUGAGACUUCCAAAUCACGCUAUAUUUUGUCGUCCGUCGUUAUCGGCGUUUUCGGCAUUUUUCUGUUCAUAAUGUUCUACAACAUGGACAUUAGUGGGGACAUCCAGUUGGACGGCGUGCCCGACGCUCUUCAGGGUAACUGCUACUACACGCUCGGUGGUUUUAUUACGAUCGUCACGUAUAUUCUAUGCGGGUCGCGAAUGCGCGUGCUGCAGUCCGUGAUGGAGGUUUCCUUAACGUUGCCACCGAAAUCAUAUCGGGAACUCUCCAAAAUCAUUCACGCUAAAGACAUUGUCGGCUUUGUCUUCUUAUUCGGGCAAAUAGCGAACUGUCGAGCCAUCACUAUCAUCCACGCCAUGUCCAAACUGCUUGGACUAUAUGUCACGCUGCUGGUAUUUCAGAUGGACAUGCUGUACAUGAAUUGCGUUUGCGUACUAAAGGCCUGUUUCCAGGCAAUUAACGACAAUUUGACGACUCUGCGGGAGCUGGUGAUAAACGAUGAGCCGCGUCUCCUCAUGCGAAUCUACGACGAGAGAAACUCGGUUCUUUUGAUGAAACUGAAAACCCUGCAGAAAUGGCAUUUGAAGAUCAGCGACACAGUGCAAAUGCUAAAUGUGAUUUUCAGUCUCCAGCUUCUUGCUACUGUAGUUAUGACCUUUGUCGAGAUCACUUUCAGCUUGUAUUUUUACAUAGUGCGAUUAGUGGAAAAAGUCUCUGUCAUCAAUCUCGACAAACAAAUCUGGUACUCGUAUAUAGCUACGUCUGUAACAUAUUAUUUUAUAAAACUGGCGUUAAUAGUGUGGUCCUGCGAAACCAGCAAAAAUCAAGCUCUAAGGAUCGGCACUAGUGUGCACGACGUGCUCCAAAACACCAAAGACAAGCAAAUCAAACACGAGUUAGAGUCGUUUUCGCUGCAAAUACUGCAUCGCGAUAAUACAUUUUCCGCAAAGGGUUUUACUGUGGACGCAAAACUUCUUACUUCGAUAGUGGGCAGUAUCUGUACGUAUCUGUUAAUCUUAAUACAGUUCAUGAAUGCGAAGCAUUUUUGCGAUGAUCCAUCGUCAUCCAAUGUUACACAAAUAUUCCAAGUUGAAAAUAAUAACUAA